This is a messenger RNA of Eruca vesicaria subsp. sativa (arugula), 519 nucleotides long. The record is from the annotation of a GenBank genome assembly. NCBI's taxonomy places the organism in Eukaryota, Viridiplantae, Streptophyta, Magnoliopsida, Brassicales, Brassicaceae.
AUGAAGAUCAAAACAGCAACUACAAACUCGCCAUGGAUGGUUGGGAUUCCGAAGGAUAACAUCUACGCAAUCGACAAACAAUGUGCCGCUGAUGGUGACGUGGAACGUUGUGCGACGCUCUACGAGGAGUGCUUGAGGAAACUGGUGAAGGAAAAAACACUGCCACUAUGUCCAAAUGGCCAAUAUCCUCAGUUCGAUCUCCAGCUUCAAGGGAUGGGUCCUGAUGGCCACAUGGCGUCUCUCUUCCCGAACCGUCCUCAGAUCAAUGUGACGGACAAAUGGGUCACUUACAUUACCGACUCUCCAAAACCGCCACCAAAGAGAAUUACAUUCACUUUACCGGUCAUCAACUCGUCUUUGUACAAUCUUGUGGCCGUUUGCGACGACAACACAGACCAAUGUGCACGUUCCAUCGCUGAUAUCUUUAAGAACAACAAUCUCGACUUACCUGCUGCUCAUCUUACUGCUCAACUCGAAGAAAUAUGGUACCUUGACAAAGCAGCCGCUUCAUUGCUUUAG